Messenger RNA from Salvelinus sp. IW2-2015, 2328 nucleotides. RefSeq names its product serine/threonine-protein kinase 38-like. Gene Ontology annotation, biological process: peptidyl-serine phosphorylation; intracellular signal transduction. The record is from RefSeq and is a predicted model, not a curated record. NCBI's taxonomy places the organism in Eukaryota, Metazoa, Chordata, Actinopteri, Salmoniformes, Salmonidae. Gene Ontology annotation, molecular function: protein serine/threonine kinase activity; ATP binding.
ACUGUUUCAGAAUACAUGCAUGUUCCCCUCUGUUUUUCCAGGCAGAAGAAGCUGGAGAAAGUCAUGGAUGAGGAAGGCUUGAUAGAUGAAGAGAAGGUCAUGCGACGCUCCCAGCACGCCAGGAAGGAGACAGAGUUCCUGCGGCUGAAGAGGACCCGGCUGGGCCUGGACGACUUUGAGUCACUAAAGGUCAUUGGUCGAGGCGCUUUUGGAGAGGUCCGCUUGGUGCAGAAAAAAGACACCGGGCACAUAUAUGCCAUGAAGAUCUUGAGGAAAGCUGACAUGUUGGAGAAGGAGCAGGUGGCUCAUAUUCGGGCAGAGAGGGACAUCUUGGUGGAGGCGGACGGGGCCUGGGUGGUCAAGAUGUUCUACAGUUUCCAGGAUAAGAGGAACCUAUACCUCAUCAUGGAAUUUCUACCUGGAGGUGACAUGAUGACCCUGCUGAUGAAAAAGGACACCCUGUCUGAAGAGGCUACCCAGUUCUACAUAGCUGAGACKGUCCUGGCCAUCGACUCCAUCCACCAGCUGGGUUUCAUCCACAGAGACAUCAAACCUGAUAACCUGCUUCUGGACUCCAGGGGCCAUGUAAAGCUGUCUGAUUUUGGUCUGUGUACGGGACUGAAGAAGGCCCACCGUACAGAGUUCUACAGGAACCUCACACACAACCCUCCCAGUGACUUCUCCUUCCAAAACAUGAACUCAAAGAGAAAAGCAGAGACGUGGAAGAAGAACCGGAGGCAACUGGCCUACUCCACAGUGGGAACACCAGACUACAUUGCCCCAGAGGUGUUCCUGCAGACGGGAUACAACAAGCUCUGUGACUGGUGGUCUCUGGGGGUCAUCAUGUAUGAGAUGCUGAUAGGGUACCCCCCGUUCUGUUCUGAAACACCCCAGGAGACGUAUAGGAAGGUGAUGAACUGGAAGGAGACCUUGGUCUUCCCCCCUGAGGUGCCCAUCUCAGAGCGGGCCAAGGACUUGAUUCUCAGGUACUGUAAUGACGCUGAGAACCGUGUUGGUGCUGUGAGUGUUGAGGAGAUGAAGAGUCACGCCUUCUUUGAGCCUGUGGACUGGGAACACAUCAGGGAAAGACCAGCCGCCAUCUCCAUUGAGAUCAAGAGCAUCGAUGACACAUCGAACUUUGAUGAGUUCCCAGAAUCGGACAUCCUUCAGCCAGUUUCCAACGUGACGGAGCCAGACAAAUCCAAGGACUGGGUGUUCCUGAACUACACCUACAAGAGGUUUGAGGGGCUGACUCAGCGAGGCACCAUCCCCACAUACAUGAAGGCCUGAGAUGAGGAGGCCAUGAGGGAAAUGGGAGAGACAAUGUAGACACAGGGUUGGGCGGUAAACACCUGCUGUGCUGAAAGCACAGGAUCAAGAAUGAUGAUGAGGAGGAGGUUCUUGGCUUCAUGCUUCACCGGGGUUUUCCUGCUUGGCCACAUCCAUUGGGGCACCAACGGCAAGGGAUAUAAAUAAUACAUGUAUGUAUUUUGUCUUAGGCCUUGCUUGGGCUGUUAAAGGGGAAGUUUGUGUUUUACAACUUGAUGUUAGAUGGUUCCUCAACCUGAAAAAAACUGAACUUCCCCUUUGAAGUGACUACUACUAGGUGACUAAAUCAACGGGCGCGUUCUUCUGCCCAGGCGUUACUGAAGUGUGCCAGAUCUUACAACACUUGGAUAGGUAUUUUACCUAUUGGCUAACCACAUGUUAUAGCAAUCUGGUGCCCGACGGCGGAGUCGAUGACGAGGUAUGCAACCAUUGGUUGAUGCAACGUCUGAGCAGGGGAACGCGACCAUCAUAUCUGCAUGUUUACACACUGAUUUGCAGGGUCUAAAACGCUGGAGAAGGACUGCCCCACACACAGGGUAUUCGUUUGGGGUUAUCCUAGUGACCUCAUGUAUGACUGCAGAAAAAUGCAUGUAGUUAAUGUUAAGUAAACGUUGUUUGCUGAACUUGUAGGUAUAAAAAGUUCUAACGUUUCAAGUCUUUUAUGGUUGCCAUGUUAGCCAAAAAGUUUCAUGCUAGUUACAAUGCAAAUAGUAAUCCUUCCGUCAUGGAACGUUCGCUGCUAACAUGGAAUAUGGUGAGCCAUCCGUACAUGUAUCUAUGGCUCUGGGAUUAAUCCAUUGUGGUGUCUAUUCAAUGCCUUGAUAAUCUGGAAUUUAAUAGCUCAAAAUUAUUUAAUGUAAUGUAGAAGCAGAUUUGUUUUUGCAAGUUAGAGGACAAGUCAUGGAUGUCAAUGGAAAUUCAAUGCUACUAAUACUUAAAGGUUGCAAUAUGAUGUAGAUGCAGAAAGUAAACAGUAUAUUGGAUCAAUUUCCGCAACAA